UAUUGUCACGUGAUAUGCACAGUAAAUUGAACGCGCUACAUAGUAUGUAGCUAGCUAGCUGGCUUGUAGUGUUGGUUCUGACGAAAGGGUGAAAAUAGGCUACGGAUAUUUCAUAAAUCCUAAAACUUUGAUAUACACAUACGCCCUACUGUAGAUCCGAAGUUAAACUGAAUGAAUACAGACUGAAUUUCACGUUAUAAUAAUCAACGUGAGCCUUUGUGUUUCCUAAGUUUAGCAACUAAGUUAGCUUGGCAGCUGGUCUUUAUACGAAAUUGCAGUCAUGGCAUUUCUUCAGGGUCUGGAUUCACACAUCGUCAUUGUUGGCUGUGGAAUUUCUGGCAUCGGAGCCGCUCAAAAGCUGCUGAAUCAAGGUUUUCACAACGUACGUAUCCUUGAAGCAACUGGAAGAUGUGGUGGAAGAAUACGAACGGGCAGGAUAGGCAGCAAAACAGUGGAGAUCGGUGCCAACUGGAUCCACGGGCCGUGCCAGGACAAUCCGGUGUUCCGCCUGGCCUGCCGGUACGACCUGCUGGACGCGGCAUCCACCAGCGAGGAGAACCAGGCGGUGGACGUCGGGGGCCACCCUCCCUACGUGUCCAACUGGUUCUCCAGCUCGGGCCGGCGGCUGGACCCCGAGCUGACGGAGCCGGCCGCCGCGCUCUUCCAGAGCCUCCUGCUGGAGUGCCAGGACUUCCACGCCAGCGGGGGGGAGCCCGCGCCCAGCGUGGGGGCGUACGUGAAGGCCCGGGCGCCGGGCCUGGCCGCGGCCGAGUGGCGGGACGACGGGGGGGCGGCCAGGGACCUCGGGCUCGCCACGAUGAGCGCGCUGCUGAAGCUGGAGUGCUCCAUCAGCGGCACCCCCUCCAUGGAUGACGUGGGCCUGGGGGCCUUCGGCGCGUACAAGACCCUGCCGGGCCUGGACUGCACCUUCCCUGCCGGUUACGAAGGCUUAAUCAGCUGCAUGAUGAGGGAGCUCCCGGAGGACAUUGUGUCCUACAACAUGCCGGUAAAAUGUGUCCACUGGAACGGUUCUGUCCAGAGACCUGGGCCCUGUGGGAGGGCGUUCCCUGUCUGGGUAGAGUGUGAAAACGGAGACGCUAUCCCAGCAGACCAUGUUAUUCUCACUGUUCCUCUGGGCUACCUGAAAAAGCACCAGAAGACCCUGCUGAGCCCCCCUCUUCCCCUCAAAAAGAUGCACUGCAUAGAGAGGAUGGGCUUCGGGACCAACAACAAGAUCUUCCUGGAGUUUGAGCAGCCAUUCUGGGACCCGGACUGCGAGGCCAUCCACUUUGUCUGGGAGGACGAGUCCGCUCUGGUGGACGUGGUGCCGGACGUGGAGAGGUUCUGGAUGAAGAAGCUGGCUUGCUUCACUGUUCUUAAACCCGCCGAGAGGUAUGGUCACCUGCUGUGCGGCUGGAUUUCUGGCCACGAGUCUGAGCACAUGGAGUCUCUUUCUGAGGCGGAAGUGGAGAAGUCAGUCACUCAGGUCAUACGCCGCUUCACAGGAAAUCCAACCAUCUCCCCAAAAAGGAUUAUGCGGUCCCAGUGGUACCAUGACCCAUAUACCUGUGGGUCGUACUCGUACUUGGCGACGGGCUGCUCCGGGUUCGACAUAGACACACUGGCAGAGCCCCUCCCACUGAAAGGAUCCAGGACCAAGCCGUUGCAGGUGCUGUUCGCUGGAGAGGCCACGCACGGCUCGUUUUUCUCCACCGUGCACGGGGCUCUGCUGUCGGGCUGGAGGGAAGGAGACAGGAUCAUUUCUCACUACAGCCCCUCCUCCUUUUCGGUGUCCGUUAGCUCCAAACUGUGAGGAAGAGGUGCCUUAGCGUGGUCCACUGAGAAAAAUAAAAAACCGAAGGAAAGUGUUUGGUUGGACGUAUCCAACGUACAUUCGAGGCAGUUAAAGGUGAUCUGAUUAUGAAAGGUUUCAGCAAAGGUAUUCAAUGUGCUGAUCAGGGAAUGCUGGUUUUGGAUCACUCUAUCACAGCUUUGCACAAAAUGGCACUAUUAAAUAGUACUAUGACUUUACAUUCUACUUUCCAUGUUAGCAGGCGGUUCUGUUUGGGGUGAAGAGAGAACAUUAUGAUUAUCUGUUCAGUGCAUAGCUUGUCUUUGUAUACAAUCUCCAAGAAAUGGGUCCUUGGAUACAUUUUUCUGAUUUUUAUUGACUUCAGUUUGAACAUGCAAAAUGAAUUUCACACUCCAGAUACAUACGCUUGUUAAAGGCACACUGCAGGAUUUCAGCCUGUGUUCACAAUCAAAGAAGUCUCCUUCUCCGUCUUCAACCCCACCCACUCACACUGAGUAAGUUACCCCACCUAACAUAGCUAGCUGGAUAGCUAGAGGUGACAUUAGUAUGCUGAAAUGAGUAACUGUGAGCAACAGUAAGGAGGCAGAUUCAGUUAUAGCUUAAUUAUGUUAAGGGUGAUGCUGGUUUUGUCACUGGAAUGUUAAAUUUGAAAAUUUCACACCCUCAUGAGAGUCCUUAUUGACACCAGCUUCACACCGACACUAACAUUACAGGUUCAGCAGAAAACAGGCCAGCUCUGUGUCGCUUUUAAUCCCCUUGGCAAACUUCCGCUGAUGCCACUGAGGAAAAGCAAUUCCAUUGUUGACUCUAGUUCUGUCAGCUUGUCGUUUAGCUUUGCUGUAUCUGGACUUCAUUGCUUGCAAGCUCUGCCGCCACACACACCCCUCCCCACACAGAAAAGAGCGCCACUCCCAGAAACGUCCCGAACACACACAUUUUAGAUGCACGAAGGUGCACGAAUUCGGAGACACUGCGUAAAGACCGAGAUUGUGAGUGCAUCAUAGAUAUGCUAUUUUAUAAAAUUUACAAGGUAAAAUCCUGCAUAGUAUGCCCUUAAGUGACAAACAAAAGAUGAAUUACUGAUCACGUUUUCAGCAAUGAACCCUCAGUGGCCUUUUGUUUCUGCAAGAAAUGUCUAUCCUCCUACGUACCGACUAAACUUUCAGACUUGUGUUUCUUGACAUUUUAAGUUUAGUAUUAUUCAAGGCCAUUAAGCUGGUCUGAAUGCCUUGUUGAAAUCAACGUGAUGAAAAUCUGAACUGAAUUUCUUGUCUAUAUUUAAGAAGUUUUAUAGUAGCUAUGUGAUGAUUUUGCUAUGCUUGUCCAAUGUCCGCAGUAAGUAAUUACUGAUCUUCAGUGCUGCUGAUACAAAGAUGUGAAAAAGAAAGUACUGCCUCUGUCAGUUCUAUGGUUUUACACGAGGACACAACAAACCCUCAUCUAUUCCUCAGGAAAUCCUAAUAGUAGAUUAACCUAACCUCAUGUGACAGAUAACACAAAAUAAGUGUAACUUUGUCAUUAUUUAUUCAAACAAAAGCCAACAUACGGGUGCCUUGUGAGAAAAAGUAAAUGCACCCCAUAAUUUAGUAGCUUUAGUAGUUCAGUAACAGUUUCUGCUUUUGUGUAAAGGUCGUAGUACUCUGUAUAUCACUUGUAGUGAACUUCCUUUUUCCACAUGUGGCUUCUGCAUUUUGGUUUAUUUUUGGUUCAAUAAAUAAUGACAAAGUAAAAUUAAUGUGCACUGUCAGUCACAUGAAAUUAGAUUUAUACUUUUAGGACUUGUUGACGACUAGAUGAGGGUCCUAAUAUGUAAAACCUGUUUAUUGACAGAGGGUGUAUUGUUCUUUUUCACAUCAGUGUGUAUAAUCAUUUCAUGUAAUCGUUUUCUAUCUGGAAGAUGUAUUGGCUAUCUUGCAUAAGUAUAUUUUGUGAACAAAUGAAUUGCACUUUAAUUACAUUUCUUGAAUUCAAUAAAAUCUACGUAAAUACA
Molecule: messenger RNA, 3803 nt
Organism: Anguilla anguilla (European eel)
Lineage: Eukaryota; Metazoa; Chordata; Actinopteri; Anguilliformes; Anguillidae
Product: peroxisomal N(1)-acetyl-spermine/spermidine oxidase-like
Exons: 7
Coding region: 281-1813 (510 amino acids)
Molecular function (GO): polyamine oxidase activity
Source: RefSeq, a predicted model, not a curated record